UGCUGGAGUGAGGUGUGGUGAUGAACUGUGGUGUCACAGAUGAGCUUUUUUGUCGAACAUCGAUCUCUUUUCAGUUAGUAUUUUUAUUUCCAAUAUUUUUACAUUCGUUACCGGCUUUACACAGCCAUAAACAGCCGCUUAAAUAAAGACUGACUGUGAAACCCUCAAGCGUCUCGUGUCAACUUGUGGAGUCCAGAUCCGAAACCACGCAGAGGAAAUGGCACCAGCCUUAACUAAAACAACAAAAAGUGGGAUCCACUUGUCAUCUUCUCUUUUGACUGAUAGUAUGGGUCCAGACACUCCGGUUCCUGGGAUCGACAUAGAUCCUCAAAUGAAAUUGCUGGAGGACAGUUACAGUCAGAGGAUGUGGUUGGAUUUAUCCUCAUUGCCCUUUCUGGACACUUGCGGCUCGAAAAAUCCUCUGGAGUAUCCAGAUGUGCUGCUGCAGCCUUUGCUGCAAGGCUCGGGGUAUUAUAAAACAGUGCUGCUGUCCAACCCUCGAGCCGUGGUCGGCCACCUAGCAAUCAACAAAACGAAAAAGUCUCUGGUGGCUCAAGGCGACAUAUUGUUGCCCCCCUUGCCUGAUUUUAGCAGCACAAGGAAUGCUCCCGCUGGCUUGAAGCUGCGUCAGCUCAGCAGUUCUGUUCCAGAGUCCCUUGGCAUUUGUAAUUCUCCCUCACUGAUUCAGGGUAACCCAGGAGACCACUCACCCCAGAGUAGUGCUGCUGCUUCUGCAAAUCCCACACACAGAAAAUGUGCGGGUGAUAUCAUGGGGGUAGGUCAUCGAGCGCGGCACUGGGGACCUAGGUGCUCUCAGAGACCGCCAGGGUCAGUAUCGGUUGAGCAGGCAGUGAGAGGCCAGACCCUGCGACACCUGUCCGAGCAUGGGAGCUUGGUGGCAAGGACUGAGCGCAUCCAGAGACGACUACAAGCUCUGCUGGGGGAACAUGCAUUCCGACACUGCACCCAGCAGCUGGAAGGACUUAAGGCAAAGUUCCUCCAAAAGGACCUCACGCCCACAACACCCAAACAGCCCACCAGCCCUUCUGCUGCCGGGAGCCCUGCUCCAUCUACAGACUCAAAGUCAAUAUGUGUUCAAGCAGAGGCAGACUCACUGGCCGCGGUUACUAUGAGCAACGAGACUCAGACAGGUGCUGUGUCUACAGAGAGCUCGGUCGACAUCCAGAACUUUGCCCGCUGUGCCAGCGCUGCCCUGCGUGGGGUCCAGUCAGCUCUGGACUCGGAUGCCACAGAGACCAGCUCAGAUGAAGAGUGGGAACCAAAGGCUUCAGGGACCCGCACUCAGUCUGUGCGUGGCAGCUCGGAGUGGCGCUGGCAGGCAGAGCGGGCAGAGCUGGCCAGCCGCUGGACGUGGCUGCAGUUGCGGGUGGCCGAGCUGGAGGGCCACAUCCAGCAGAUGGGAGACCUCCGCCAGCGCAUCCUCCACUCCAAGGGUGGCGUGGUGCUGGCUGAGUCUCAGCCCCUGACGGAUAGGCAGAUCCAGCAGGCUCUGCUGACGGAGACGGCGGGUUUGUCGUUUGCGGCGGGCAGCGCCGGAGAGCUGACCUCUGACCUGGAGAUGGAGCCCAGCAGCCCCACACGCCUCCUCAGGAACAUCGAGCGACAGAGUGCCCAGCUGACGCAGAUUGUGAACAGCCUGAUGCCGCCCCUCAGCCUGUCUCCGUCCUCCUCCCCCAUGUCCAGCUGGAUGGCGGCUGGCCAGCAGAAGAGGCCCUUUGACAGUGGCGGGAUGUUCCAGAUGGGCUCUCAGGGUUUUGACGGCCAGAAGAAGCGGCGGGUGUGCCGCAGGCGGCAGCGGGCGGUCCAGCCUGACCUCACCUGCGUCUCCGCACGCACACGACCCCUCCUGACCUACCACAAGCCCCGCCUUUUCAUCUCCAACCCGCCCUGCUCCAGUGACAAGCAGGAGGAGUCCUUUCCCUCCUCCGCCUGCUCCAGCUGCAGGUCAUGUGAUCCUCUGGCUCUCUGCACGGACCCCCGCUGCCCCGGCAACCCUGCCGACCGCGCCCUGAGGAGCCACCCCGUGCUCUCGCUCCGCUCAGACAUACCGCUGUCCAUCCACCUGCAGAACGGGCUGCAGAGGGAGGACUGGACCCUGAGGCCGCUCACGCUCCAGACCGAGCCGCCCUGCCCGCUCCGCUACCUCAGCUGUGGCCGCAAACAGCCUCGCAACCCAGCCGCCUUCAAUUUCGGUCACAGCGCUCUGCCUCACAGACGGCGGCCCAAGAGGCGAGGCGAGGCGACGGAGGUGCGGUGGGAGCCCGGGGUCCGCGGGCCGCCCAGACAGAACCGUCAGAGGAGGCGCAGACGCAGGAAGAGGCUUGACCACGACAGCUCACUGGAUGAGGUGGAGCUGCUGUCCUGCUUCGCGGUGCCCCCCAGCCCAGAGGAGAGUGCGGAGGAGGCGCUGACCCCCCACCCCCAUCACACUCGCCACAGGAGCUCCCAGUUUAUCCGCAGGAGGAAUGGAGAGAGUGUGUUCAACAUUAACAACAUCGUGAUCCCCAUGUCCCUGGCUGCACCCAUCAAGGUGGAGAAACUGCAGUACAAGGACAUCCUGACCCCCAGCUGGAGAGUGGUGGAGACUGAGCAGCUGCUGAAGGAGCAGGAAGAGGAGCAGGAGAGAGUGGAGGAGGAAGAUGAUGAGACGGAGAGCCUGUCAGACGAGCUGUUUGCCCGGAGGCACCAGAGCUACGAGCGCAGGGAGAAGCUGCGCUGGACCACCUGGGAGAAGAACAGGAAGCACAGACGCAGCAGGUCCUCGUGUGCUGGCCACUCCACCCCGAGUGCUGAUGGCUCCAGCAGGGACUCAGGUGUGCGCACCCACCCCCAGCCCCAGCCCCACCCCCACCCCCACCCUGACUGGGGCUGCUGGGGAACAGGAGACUCGGACGGGGAGCUGGAGGAGAAGCUGCCUCAAGUCCCGUGGGAGACGCGUGCCUUCCCGCUGAGUGUGGAGGAAGAGGAGGCCCUGAGGUCUGAUGGGGAGGAGGAGGAGGAGGAGGAGGAGCCCUUGGCUGCGGCGUGGUCAGAGGGGGAGCGUAGCGACUCCAGUGGCAUGUACAGCGGCUCGGAGAUGGCUGGCCCCACAGUGCCCUCCAGUGGCCGCAGGAGGAAGCGCACGUGGAAGACUCCCAGACUCCACAGCUGACGUCUGAGGUGGCCAUGCCAGCACAGAGCCAGCAGCCCAGACGUCACAUGAGCCUGCAGGAAGUGUCAUCACACCCAGGAAGUGUCAACGGGCUACUGACUGAUACCUGUGAACAGGGCCUACUAUGUUGAAGAGGGAUCAGGCCAGACCACAGCUUUAGACACAGCUGGACCAACCCUAAGUGGCUAAGAAGCCGGAUCUGGAAAGCCAUGUGACUUAAUCAGGCCAUAGUGUGUUGCUAUGCAGCACUUGUGUUUUUAUUGUCAUCCGUCUUUCAAAGUACACUCUCUUGUUUGGCCACGUGACCGUUUGGGAGACAGAUGUGACAUGAUUGUCCAUCUCCAAGUACAUUUUUUUAUUGAAUCUUUUUUUUCCAAACCUCACAUAUUUAUUCCAACAAGUUUUUGUAUGGUUUGUUUCAUUUGUUUUGUUUAUGUGGCCCUACCAACACUUCAAAAUAGAGGAAUUUGGAUUAUUGUAUAUAGAGAAAAAAGUUCAGAAACUGGACUCUACAAGUUCACUGUUAACACUUUAUUUUAAAAAGUUAUAUCAGUAUAAAAUCGCAGUGUUAUGGGUUAAACUGUGAAGUAUUUAUUUAUUUAUAUGUAUAACAAGUGAGUGUGUGUGCACACAUGUAUUGGUGUGCAGGUUCAUGGACCAUUUGUAAAACAGAAUAGUAUCUAAACAUGAAUAUGCAUUAGAUACCAAAAAAGCAAAAAUUCCGUUUGAAUGUUUUGAAGCAAUGUUCUGUAGGUGGUGUUCUGUCAUGUACACAGUCUUCAGUGUGUCACUGUAACAUGGUUAAUGUCAGUAUGUUUGAAGUAAAUACUGA
Sardina pilchardus (European sardine) is the source of this 4004-nucleotide messenger RNA. It is a transcript of the gene kansl1l, whose product is annotated as KAT8 regulatory NSL complex subunit 1-like. The transcript has 16 exons. Gene Ontology annotation, cellular component: NSL complex. The record is from RefSeq and is a predicted model, not a curated record. Bases 218 to 3172 code for a protein of 984 amino acids. Lineage: Eukaryota; Metazoa; Chordata; Actinopteri; Clupeiformes; Clupeidae. Gene Ontology annotation, molecular function: histone acetyltransferase binding.